GGCGCCAGAGCGAAGAGGACAGAGCUGCGGGCGGAGGCGGGUCUGCGCCGCUCCGGGUGCGUUCUCCCAGCGGGGCUGCGGGUUCGUCUGCCCGCUCGGUCCCCGUUACAGCCCAGGUGCUGCAGGCGGCGCGACGCGGGUGUCUUCGGCAGGUUGCGCACGGCGCGGUGCCGGCUCAUGAAGCUCCCCGGCACCGGGCGCGGGGGCGCGGGCCAGCCAUGGGCGGCAGCCUGCGUGUGGCUGUUCUGGGUGCUCCGGGAGUGGGCAAGACUGCCAUCAUCCGCCAGUUCCUGUUCGGUGACUAUCCCGAGCGCCACCGGCCCACAGAUGGUCCUCGUCUCUACCGGCCCGCCGUGCUGCUCGACGGCGCUGUCUACGACCUGAGUAUCCGCGAUGGUGACGUCGCUGGCCCUAGCUCAAGCCCCAGAAGUCUCGAGGAGUGGCCAGACCCUAAAGAAUGGAGCUUGCAGGACACAGACGCCUUUGUGCUGGUUUACGACAUCUGCAGCCCUGACAGUUUUGAUUAUGUGAAAGCCCUGAGGCAGCGCAUAGCAGAAAACAGUAGGAAGGGACCCGCCUGCAUUUGUACACAAGGGGAGGAGGCAACGGAGUCUCCAGCACUGCGUCUCUCAUAUCCAUCCGGCCUCCAGGCCGGCAGGCGCGCCAGAGGCCCCCAUCCUCGUGGUAGGCAACAAGCGGGACCGUCAGCGACUGCGCUUCGGACCUCGUCGUGCACUGGCCACUCUAGUACGCAGGGGCUGGCGCUGCGGCUACCUCGAGUGCUCAGCCAAAUACAAUUGGCACGUGCUGCGUCUCUUCCGAGAGCUCCUGCGUUGUGCUCUAGUGCGCACACGUCCUGCGCAUCCGGCCCUACGACUGCAGGGGGCGCUGCAUCCAGCGCGCUGCAGCCUCAUGUGACUGGACUGGACAGGGAAAUCUCAUAAAAGCAGGCUCCCACCCAGUUUCCUAGCCAACAGGCUUUUCUUUGAACUUGAUUGGACCCAGCCAACUCCCAAUCAUUCAACAAGAUCAAUUUUAUCUGAGACCUUAUUGGGUCACAAUCACCGAUAGAAAGGACUUGAAUAUGAACAUGGCUGAAAGCAUUCGUACAGCUCCUGACGCUUUACUGGAAAUACCUUCUGGUUUUGGCUUUUUGAGACAGGGUCUCACGACAUAGGCCUGACUGGUAUCGAACUACAAAGAUCCACCUGCCUCUGCCUCUCCAGUGUUUGACUAUUGGAGCUACUUUUUAAGUCAUGCCUUACCAGGUAAUAAACAAUUUAAACGCA
Molecule: messenger RNA, 1289 nt
Organism: Arvicola amphibius (Eurasian water vole)
Lineage: Eukaryota; Metazoa; Chordata; Mammalia; Rodentia; Cricetidae
Gene: Rasl10a
Product: RAS like family 10 member A
Exons: 3
Coding region: 219-944 (241 amino acids)
Molecular function (GO): GTPase activity; GTP binding
Source: RefSeq, a predicted model, not a curated record